Adineta ricciae is the source of this 1029-nucleotide messenger RNA. The record is from the annotation of a GenBank genome assembly. Lineage: Eukaryota; Metazoa; Rotifera; Eurotatoria; Adinetida; Adinetidae.
AUGUUCUCAUUCUACACAUUUGUCUUCGUUAUUUGUACAACUUUCGUAUCUCACUCUAACGCAGAUUUGAUUACCUUUCAACAAUAUUCAACAAUUGAAAUUGGAUGGACUCGAGAUCAAGUAACACAACUCAUUGGUUCUCAAGGAAUUAUUACCUCACAAUCUAGUUAUGAAGGUUUCAACACGACAACAAUUCAAUAUACUGGAUCACAAUCAUAUUCAUCAGCGACAUUUUAUUUUCAAGGAUCGAUACUUUACAGUAAAUCUCAAAAUGGAUUAGACACAACAGUUUGUCAAAUAACUCAACAACAAUAUGAUCAACUUGCAAUCGGAUUGACUCGAGAUGAAGUAACAAACUUAGUUGGUAAUCCAGGAAUUAUUACUUCGGAAACGGGAACAGGUAAUACAACGAAUAUUAAUGUUCAAUAUCAACUGGUUGGAAGUUCAUCUGGAGUUGUGUAUCUGGGAUUUUAUGAGGGAAAACUUAACAGUAGAUACGAAAGUAGAUUUGCAUCAACUAUCAAUAAUAAAAUCAGUUUUCAACAAUUUUCGAUCGUACAAAUCGGAUGGACUCAACAACAUGUUAUACAAUUUCUCGGAUGUUCUGGUACAAUUACAUCUCAAAGUGGAACACAAGAUUUAUCAAAUCAAUGGACAACAAUUCAAUAUACUGGAUCACAAUCAUCGUUUCCAUCAGUGGAAUUUAAUUUCCAAGGAGGAAAACUUUACAGUAAGUAUCAAAAUGGAAUAGAUUCACGAGUUUAUACAAUGACUCAACAACAAUUUCUCUCUAUACAAAUUGGAUGGACACGAAAUCAAAUCACAAAUUUUGUUGGAAGUCAAGGAAGUAUCAUUUCAGAAUAUGUAAGUGGAAGUACAAAUUAUACCAUACUUCGAUAUACCGCACCUGGGAACAUUUAUGCUACUGCUGAUCUGAGUUUUGUUAAUGAAACAUUAUCAUCAAAAUAUGGAAGUAAUUAUUUUUUAAAUUCGAAUACAAUUAAUCUUCAACNGUGUUUACCAUCAUGA